Drosophila innubila is the source of this 1286-nucleotide messenger RNA. It is a transcript of the gene Or67b, whose product is annotated as odorant receptor 67b. Gene Ontology annotation, cellular component: plasma membrane. Bases 1 to 1263 code for a protein of 420 amino acids. The transcript has 10 exons. Lineage: Eukaryota; Metazoa; Arthropoda; Insecta; Diptera; Drosophilidae. The record is from RefSeq and is a predicted model, not a curated record. Gene Ontology annotation, molecular function: odorant binding; olfactory receptor activity. Gene Ontology annotation, biological process: detection of chemical stimulus involved in sensory perception of smell; sensory perception of smell.
AUGCAGAACAUACUGGAUCUGGAGCUGCAAAGAAUUGAUGACUUUCCCAAACUGGGACUAACCUGGGUGGAAUACAGCGCCUACGCUUUGGGCAUUAAUAUAGCGCCUAGGAAACGCAGCUCAAGACCCUGUGGAUUCUUGAGAUUCUUUGCCUUGUUUAUAAAUUUAGGCAUUAUCUACAGUCUUAUUCAGUUUAUUAUAGCAAAUUAUACGGUGUCCUUUGAAGCUUAUGUUGAGGCAGUGCUGCUUACUUUUCAGCUAUCUGUUGGAUUGGUAAAAAUGAUGCACUUUCACAAUUUUAUGGAGUCCUGCGCAGAAUUGGUAAGCACAACGGAGAGAGGUGAUGUGCUUAAGAAUUUGGGUCUGUUUGAGUUGGCCCUGCCUCAUAAGCAGGCAUUACGUAGAACCUUAGGUUCAAUAUUGACUAAAAAUUGGCAGGUGAUCGAUCGUCAGGUUAUGUUCUUUUUCAAGAUUGUCUGCAUGCCAGUUUUAUAUUAUACAAUGCGUCCUUACUUUCAAUACAUCUAUGAUUGUUAUAUUAUACAGGAUACUUGCGAAAUGACUUUGACUUAUCCAGCUAUAGUUCCCUUUUUGCAGCUCGGAAAACACGAAUAUCCUUCGUACUCCGUGCGCUUCUUUUUGCUACAAUCGGGUCCUAUUUGGUGUUUUUUUGCUGUCUUUGGCUUUAAUAGCCUCUUUGUGGUGCUCACCAGGCAUGAGGCGUGUCUUCUGGAGAUUCUACGUUAUCUGGUACAGCAUUCUACAAGCGAUGCUGUGGUUCCUCAAGCUUUAAGAGUGUCCUAUCUACGUUGCUGUGCCCGACUUUUUGCUCGUAUCUCCAGACAUCAUGCAAAGGUUGAAAACCUUUUCAAAUAUAUAAUUCUAGUGCAGUGUGUCAUCAGCAGCAUUUUAAUAUGCAUGUUGCUUUAUAAGAUCAGCACCAUAAUGGUGGUUAGCUGGGUCUGGAUGGGCAUGAUAAUGGUCUAUUUGCUAACCAUAACUUUGGAAAUCAGUCUAUACAAUGUCAAUGCUCAAAAGGUAGAAACACAGAGCGAAUUACUUUUUUAUGACUGGUAUAACUGCGCCUGGUACAAUGAAACCGAGGAUUUUAAAUUCAUUAUAAAACUUAUGCUGCUUUUUUCAAGAAAAACUUUUGUACUCAGCGUUGGCGGUUUUACCAAUCUAUCACAUAAGUUUUUGGUGCAGGUGUUUCGCACAAGUGGAAAUUUCUUUUUGCUAUUGAGAAAUAUGAAUAACAAAUAAGCAUAAAUACUUUAUACAAAAUU